AUGCCAUCCCGGGCGGCGAAAGGGAAGAAGCGCGCCAUUGAGCAAGUACUCAGUGAUGCCGAGGGGAGCGACGCUGCGUCUUCGUUGAGGUCUGAUACACCGCUCUCACUUCCAGCCGCGAGGACGGUGCCAACCAAGAAACCGAAGCGAGCAGAAAUUAGAGUCUGUCCAGUAUGUGAAGUGUCCAUCCCUCUUAGACUCCUCGGGAAACACUGUGAUCUGGAAAUGGAGCGAGUAGAGGAAGUUAUGCGUAUGAUAGGUUCGACAGAGGUUCUAGCGGAUGCUGAACCAGACGACGGUCUCACGAGCCGAAGCCGUCGCUCUGCAGUGAAAACGCGUAACACCACCAGCUCCUCCAUCGCGUCUACCUCCGAAGUGACCCUCGAGCAAACUAGGAAGAUGCUGCGCGCCGUCAAGAGACAUCGCAAGCAGCGACACACGAAGUUACGUGAAGUUACGCGUGAUGAGGACGAAACGCGAUGGCAGGUGGAGGGAGAGGAAGGAACUAUAUGUCCAGUUUGUCAACGGCUCGUCAAAGGAGAUGCUGAUGUAGUAGACGCUCAUGUGGAUGCGUGCCUGGCCCAUGUUCAACUGCAAGAAGAGCAGACUCCCGGAACAAGUGGAAGCGGACACGGAGACGUUGACCGGGAUGUAGACAUUGAUGGGGAUGUAGAAGAGAUCCGGGAGAGUGCGACUGCUGGAGUGAGUUUCAGAGGCACUGGUUUCGAAAUACGAGACCGCGCACAACAAGAUGUCGAGGAUGAAAUAGACGUGGAUGGAGAGGACGAGGCAGUAUUCGGUGCCCCACAAUUCACUGAAAGUGACAUCCUCGCAGCCACGAGCGGUUUACACCAAGCUCGCUCGGCAAAUUCACCUUCGCCGUCAGAUGAUGGUUCGGACUUGGACGUAGAACGUGAAAGAGAGACAACAAUGAAGCUGACAAGUGGAAAGGAGAUAGAGUUGAAGACUCUGAGAGAUCUUGUGGCCGAGGGGAAGAUGAUACGCCGGCAAGCGGAGGUCGUUGAAGACGUAAAGCGGACCAUGGAAGAGGUGAUGGGUGUCGGAGAGACGGAUAGAGUAGAUCAGGCAGUUGAAAAGGCGCGACGGGAGGGUAACGACGUCGCGCUGAUCCAUGCACUAGAAAGCAAGGUCAAUCACAUGGUCUCAAUCCGCGUUUCAUCUUCGACGUCGUCACUCUGUCGCAUAUGUCUGGAUCCAUACACUGAACCUACCGUCUCCACAGGCUGUUGGCACACUUGCUGCCGCGAGUGCUGGCUGCGGUGCUUGGGUUCAACGAAGUUGUGCCCAAUCUGCAAGAGAAUCACCGCGGCAGCAGACUUGCGGAGAAUUUACUUAUAG
Messenger RNA from Sparassis crispa, 1359 nucleotides. RefSeq lists its product as hypothetical. The coding region runs from base 1 to 1359 and encodes 452 amino acids. The record is from RefSeq and is a predicted model, not a curated record. The transcript is spliced from 6 exons. NCBI's taxonomy places the organism in Eukaryota, Fungi, Basidiomycota, Agaricomycetes, Polyporales, Sparassidaceae. Gene Ontology annotation, molecular function: ubiquitin protein ligase activity. Gene Ontology annotation, biological process: protein ubiquitination.